GUUCUCCUCGUCGCGCUGCACCACCACUCCAAUGGCCACCUCUCCAGAUAGUCUGCUCAAGGGCGAGCCUUUCGAGGAUGCGCCGCCCGCCCCGUCUCGAAAUGCCUCUGCAUACAACCCCAUCCAUCACUUUGUAUUACCGCCCGGCAACGAGAGACAAUACUCGCAACAAUUCGCAGACAUGUACUUUUUGCGCCUGAUGCAAUUGAAGAAGACGGUCAUGGAGAGAGCCGGCGAGGCCUGGCGUGACUUUGAGUUGGGUGGACAAAAGGCAAGCUUUGUUGACCGUGUGCUGGAUGUGCGGCAAGGCGAGCUCUGCUGGGUAGUGGGCACCGUCUACAUGGAAAUGGCACAGAAGCCAAAUGUGUUGGAUGAUAUUGGGAAAGAUCACUGGAUAGCCGACCCCCCGCAACGCGAUACGUACAUUUCCUCUUCGGGCGGCGACGAGAUGAUGCUCGAGGACGAGUCGGGGCGCCUUCGUGUCACGGGUGAGCCGCUGCAUCGCCACUUCGUCACUGGAUGUAUACUUGCGGCACUGGGGACUGAGGAGGCUGACGGCACAUUCAAGGUCAUUGCAACGCAAUGUGCCGACCUACCGAGACAACCGCCUCGGUGGGAACUUGACGACAUUGCGCUUACAAAGGACAAGAAGAAGACAUCCAAGCGCGAGCCUGCCGGAAAGUUGGCGAUUGUAUCGGGACUGGAGCUCACGGGUGCAGACGACGACGACAUAGCACUGGAUAUGCUUGUGGAAUACUUGACAGGCGAAGCCGCAGACCCAUCGACACAAGAGGAUGCGUCCAAGAUCACCCGCCUUAUGAUAGCAGGAGGCUCGCUGGCCCGCGGCUCCCCAAUUCUAUCGCGAGAAGACUUUGCCGCAAAGAAGAGUGCCGCCAGACACUACGGAUACGACGCCUCUUCGUACAACGCAGCACCAACCACACGCCUCGACGAGUUCCUCACUGAAAUUCUUCCCACCCUACCCAUAACCCUGCUCCCGGGCGCUUCGGACCCUGCAAACGUUGCACUACCCCAACAGCCCCUGCACCCGGCGCUGUUCCCCAAGACCAGGCUCUACGCCGAGCCACCAAUAGAAAGCAACCAAACACUCCACGGCUUCGACGCAGUCACAAACCCCUGGACAGGCGACAUUGACGGAUACCGAGUUCUCGGCACCGGCGGCCAAACCGUCAAGGACCUCCUGAAGUACCUCGAGCGCGUCAAGUCGGUCGACGCCAUGGAAAUGAUGCUACGAUGGCGCUGCGUAGCGCCCACAGCCCCAGACACACUAUGGUGCUAUCCCUUCCAGGACAACGAUCCCCUGAUGCUAACAGAGUGCCCACAUAUGUACAUAGCCGGCUGCCAAAACAAGUUUGAAAAGAAGCUCAUCCAGGGUCCCGCAGGCCAAAAAGUCCUGCUUGUCAGCGUCCCCAAAUUCCGUACCUCGGGCACCCUCGUCCUCGUCGAUAUGGAGUCGUGGGACGUCCAAGUCGUCAAGCUGAAAGCAAGACGCAAUAAGACUGCAAAGCAGGUGCACGACAAUGCAGACACCAAGAUGGAGGAAGAAGAAGACGCAUAA
This is a messenger RNA of Exserohilum turcica Et28A, 1579 nucleotides long. RefSeq lists its product as uncharacterized. The record is from RefSeq and is a predicted model, not a curated record. Lineage: Eukaryota; Fungi; Ascomycota; Dothideomycetes; Pleosporales; Pleosporaceae. Gene Ontology annotation, molecular function: DNA binding. The transcript is spliced from 4 exons. Gene Ontology annotation, cellular component: delta DNA polymerase complex. The coding region runs from base 32 to 1579 and encodes 515 amino acids. Gene Ontology annotation, biological process: DNA strand elongation involved in DNA replication; DNA replication.